Messenger RNA from Acaulospora colombiana, 420 nucleotides. NCBI's taxonomy places the organism in Eukaryota, Fungi, Glomeromycota, Glomeromycetes, Diversisporales, Acaulosporaceae. The record is from the annotation of a GenBank genome assembly.
GCGCAGUUAACCGAAUGGCACAAUUACACGGGAUUCCUCUCGUCUCUGGGAGGAUGUUGCGUGAACGAGAAACAGAUAAAAAAUUUAAUUAAUGGAAUUGACGGUAGUACUGGACCACAAGAACAGAGCGACAUGGAAAGGUAUAUUAAUGAAAUGGUUGAUUUACUGGUGUGCGAAUCCACAUAUGUGCGAGAGAGUGUCCGAGAAACUCUGGGAUCCGAGUUGAGUCCAAGAUUAUACAUAAUAUUGUUCCGGCAUCUCGAGUCGAUAGUUAACAGAUUUUUUGAUACCGAUGGUGAAGUAAUUUUUAACGACCGGUAUACGACGUUCGUUGACCAGGCGAUAACGGUGUUAAAACUGAUACUGGAACGAAUACAAGAUUCAACCGAGGAUUUGUGCCCCGUGGAUUUGGGCGAUUUA